AUGGCAACAAAUUUCAUGGAUGAAGAAAUUCCUAUUGUAGUUUCACGCCAGGAUUUCCCUCCUAACUUUGUGUUUGGUGUUUCAACUUCUGCUUAUCAGAGAGUCCAACCCCAGAUCUCUAAUGGACUUGGAGAUCGUCUUCCAAGAUUCACAGAUGAAGAUAGAGAAUUGUUAAGCUACUCGAUAGACUUUCUGGGUAUUAAUCAGUAUACAUCAAGGUUCAUUGCUCAUGCAGCAACAAGCCCUGACCCUGGGCAUUUUAUAAAAGAUCAACAAAUCGAAAGAAUUGUUAAAUAUCCAGGGGGUGAGGCUAUUGGUGAUAAGGCUGCAUCCGAUUGGCUUUACAUAGUUGCUUGGGGGUUGCGUAAUCUACUGAAUUAUGUUGCAGAGAAAUAUCAGAACCCCAAGAUAUACAUUACUGAGAAUGGAAUGGAUGACGAAGAAGAUCCAGAAACUCUUCUCCAUAAGAUGCUGGAUGAUAAAAAGAGAGUUGGGUACUACAAGGCGUACAUUGCUGCAUUAGCCCAAGCAAUCAAGGAUGGUGCCGAUGUGAGGGGGUACUUCGCAUGGUCUUUCAUGGACAACUUUGAAUGGUCUGAAGGCUACACCAAGCGUUUUGGUAUUGUUUAUGUCGAUUACAAGAAUGGACUCUGCCGGUACCCCAAAUCAUCUGCCCUCUGGUUUUCUCGUUUUCUUUCAGGCGAUGAAGGAAUGACUAUUAUGACGGAGGACUGAUUUCCUCUACAUUAGUCAUUAGCAUUACUGAGAAUUCCUAGGCACUUAAAUAAACGACGAGACAUGGCGUGGAGCUUCCAUCGCUAUGUCAAUAUCAUUCUGCCCUUUACUGGGUAGCGACUAGAGAGAUAAUAAUUUUACCAUUUGUGUGGACUGUGAAUUAGUCAUUGUCAUGUGUGCUUGUGUGAGUUAUCUGUGUGUGCUUGCGUGAGUUGCUUGUGUGGUUUGUCAAGUAUAAAUGGUCUUUCUCCUUACCAUUAUUCUGUAUUGAUUUCUCUUUAUUUCUUUUGACCGGCUAUUUUGCCCGGCUAAAUUGAGGUCUAUGUCAUUUAA
Messenger RNA from Papaver somniferum (opium poppy), 1068 nucleotides. Its product is annotated as beta-glucosidase 4-like. The record is from RefSeq and is a predicted model, not a curated record. Gene Ontology annotation, molecular function: beta-glucosidase activity. The coding region runs from base 1 to 735 and encodes 244 amino acids. Gene Ontology annotation, biological process: carbohydrate metabolic process. Lineage: Eukaryota; Viridiplantae; Streptophyta; Magnoliopsida; Ranunculales; Papaveraceae. The transcript has 6 exons.